Molecule: messenger RNA, 195 nt
Organism: Heterobilharzia americana
Lineage: Eukaryota; Metazoa; Platyhelminthes; Trematoda; Strigeidida; Schistosomatidae
Source: the annotation of a GenBank genome assembly
AUGACUUUGGUCAUGGUUCAUUCUUUAAUUUCCAUGGAUUAUUUGAUGAUGACGAUGAUGGUGAUGAUGGUAUCUUUUCAUCUUUUGGCAAUAUGUUCCAUGAUUCUGAUGAUUCUGGUGGAUUCAAACGUCAGGGUAAGUAGUUCUAUCUGUAUUGUUACUUUUAACACCACAAUUAUUGUUUUAGUAUGGUAA